Carassius carassius (crucian carp) is the source of this 822-nucleotide messenger RNA. RefSeq lists its product as uncharacterized. Bases 1 to 822 code for a protein of 273 amino acids. Lineage: Eukaryota; Metazoa; Chordata; Actinopteri; Cypriniformes; Cyprinidae. The transcript has 3 exons. The record is from RefSeq and is a predicted model, not a curated record.
AUGUACUUCCUUACCCCACGGAAAUGUGGCCUAUUUGGUGUUUCCUGUGAAGGGCUGCAGAAACAGGUGAAUUACCUGAUUGAUGAAGGCAUGUCAUCUACUAAGGGAAGCAAUGAAGUCAUCAGCUACAUGCAUCAUUUCUUCGGCAACUUUGGAGUUGGAGAAACAGAGGUGGAUCUUCAUUGUGACAACUGCAGUGGGCAGAACAAGAACAACUUCAUGCUCUGGUACCUUGCCUGGCGGGUUGGACACAAGCUUCACGAUAAAAUUGAAAUCCACUUCCUUAUUGCUGGCCACACCAAGUUUUCCCCUGACUGUGGCUUUGGACUCAUCAAGCAAGCCUACAUGAAGACAAGAGUCAACACUUUGGCAGACAUCGCUGAGGUUGUGGAAAACAGCUCUCCUGUGAGUCACCUCAAUAUCCCACAGCUUGUUGGAAUGGCAGAGGGCAAAGUUUUAGUCCAGACCUUCGACUGGCAGCAGCAUCUGACUCACCACUUCCAUAGACUCCCACAGAUCAAGAGUUAUCAGCACUUCAGCUUUUAUGCCAAGAGACCAGGUGUGGUGCUUGCAAAAACUCACCGUGAUGCACAACCUGUCGUAUAUCAGCUACUGCGCGACGGAGCAGAUCUGCCCCCUAUCGACGGUCUUCCUGUCCUGGGCCCACCUGGACUGAACAUUGACAGGCAGACCUAUCUGUAUAUAAAAAUCAGGCCAUUCUGUGCUGACGAGGCAACAGACAUCACAUGCCCAGCUCCAAGGGUCACAACAAAGAAAAGAGACCACAGAAGAGGAUGCGAAUGUGAUUUCAUUGGACAUUGA